Molecule: messenger RNA, 909 nt
Organism: Aspergillus puulaauensis
Lineage: Eukaryota; Fungi; Ascomycota; Eurotiomycetes; Eurotiales; Aspergillaceae
Exons: 1
Coding region: 1-909 (302 amino acids)
Source: RefSeq, a predicted model, not a curated record
AUGCGCGCCACAGCCCUCCUUUGUCUGCUCAAUACAGCAACCGUCGCCCUAGGCGAGCAAUAUACCGCCAGAAAGCUAUACCAACUAGCCCCCGGAACAUGGAUCGAGAACUUCGCCCAGCGGGGCUCCUCCUGGUACACCCGUAUAACUCGUCUCGACAGCCCAGAAGUGCUCGAGGUAGACCCGACUCACCAGCACGGGGGCCCUCGCACAAUCUAUACAUUCCCCAAUGCAACAAACGCCACCGGAAUCGCAGAGCUCUCAACGGAUAACUAUGCCGUUCUGACACUCAAUGGACCUCCCGAUAACGCAGCCGUUUCUAUAUGGACUCUUGAUGCUGCCGGCGAGCCAUCUGCAACGCCUGUUAUCGAGACCAUUGAAGGCGCCCAGAUAUUAAAUGGACUUGCGGCAUUCUCGCCUACCGUCGUCUUCGCGUCCGAUAGUCCAGCCGGUGCUAUUUACCGGAUUGAUCUGGAGGCUGGCACAGCAGAUAAGGUUAUUUCUGGGGAUGGGAUUUCUCCUGGCGUUAAUGGGCUCAGAUACAAGGCGCCGUAUCUGUACUAUACGAAUAGUCUGAAUGGCGUCUUUGGAAGGAUCAAGAUUGACCCAACCAGUGGUGAUCUCGUCGGUGGUACUGAUGUGGUAGUCAGAGGUGAUAUCCUGGUAGGCGCAGAUGACUUUGCGCUUGCAGACUGGACAGACGCAGCCUUCGUGGCGAACUUCCAACAGAACACGUUGGUUCGUGUGGCUAUUGGAAACGGGACAGCAGAGGUUGUUGUUCAGGAUAUCCCUGCGCCGACGACGGCGACGUUUGGAUCGGGCGGGUUGUAUGUUGGGACUAGUGGCACUGGUAGCGAUGGAGGAGCGAGCUUUUGGUCUGUUGUCGUUCCUGACCAGCGGUCUGUUUGA